AAAAAAAAUCACCAGAUAAAUGAUGUUUUUAUACAUUUAUAUUGUUCUUCUCUUAGAGAUGCCAGCUGUUCUGGGCGUGAGUUUGGAUCAAGGUCAAAAGGCUUUGAUUAAGACAGAGGGGAAAACUGUUUAUCUGCCCUGCAAAGUGACUGGUCAGAGCUAUAUCCAUUGGUACCAAAUGAAAGAUGGUGAAGCCCCGUCGAGGCUACUCUAUAUCAGUCAAAGGGGUGAUGUCACACGUGAUACCAAUAACCCUCAAGCAAAUGAUUUCACAGUGGACAAAACAAAGCUUUAUGAUCUAAAACUGAGUGACACUCAAAAGAGUCAUGCUGCCGCUUACUUCUGCGCCUACUGGGACUCAAGCAGCCACAUGGGCAACUGGAUCAAAAGAUUUGGAUCUGGAACACGGCUGGUUGUAACCGACCCAAAGAAAGAAAUUGUUACGGUACCAGAGUUGACUGGAUACCGACCAUCAAAAAAAAACACUGACAUUCAUGGCAAACAGACAAUGUUAUGCCAUGCCAGUGGCAUGGUUCCUGACUUUGUGACAUUCAAAUGGCAAGAAAAGAGCGGUGCAGGACAGUGGACAGAUGUAUCAGAGGAAAAUGUUUUGGAGCAGAGGAAAGAAAGUCCAGCUGUCACUGUGACAAGUAUGAUGAUUGUAGAUAAAAACAUGGCAGAAAACAAGGACUACCAAUGCAUUGUUACCCAUGAGGGAAACACUGAGAAUCCUUCCAAAUCUCUUGAAAUGAAGAAAGAAAACAGUAAGCCGGCAAAGGAAUCUAAAAAUGAUGCUCAGAACCCAACAUGUUCACCCAGCACUGAGGAGACCAUAAAAAAGCAAAUAUCAGGAGAUUCAGAGCAAAUACCAAGUAUGUUCCUGUUUGUCUAUGCAUAUGGUGUCUUGCUCAUGAAGAACGGUUUAUUUUUUUGCAUUGUGUCUAUGUUUCAAUUAAAGAGAAAAGCUGGAAAGAAAGACAAAAGCUCAGAGACUUAAUGCAUAAGAUAAAUAUCAAGCAAGCAAAGGUUUAUUACAUAAAGCACAUUUCGCUAACUAAAGAAUAGAUGCAUAUCUACAGCAAUAUUAUUUCUGCUUAAAAUGUAUGGCUUUUAAAUUUGUUGUAGAUCUGCUUUGAACAAUUUACUUUUUCAUCUUUAAAAUGCAAUAUUUUGAUUUUUUAAAAUGUAUA
Sinocyclocheilus anshuiensis is the source of this 1190-nucleotide messenger RNA. RefSeq lists its product as uncharacterized. NCBI's taxonomy places the organism in Eukaryota, Metazoa, Chordata, Actinopteri, Cypriniformes, Cyprinidae. The record is from RefSeq and is a predicted model, not a curated record. The transcript has 6 exons. Bases 20 to 997 code for a protein of 325 amino acids.